Molecule: messenger RNA, 1715 nt
Organism: Zea mays
Lineage: Eukaryota; Viridiplantae; Streptophyta; Magnoliopsida; Poales; Poaceae
Product: aspartic proteinase nepenthesin-2
Exons: 1
Coding region: 306-1484 (392 amino acids)
Cellular component (GO): extracellular region
Source: RefSeq, marked validated
GCAAUUAGUUGAGUCAGUAGAUAAGCUGUUCCGUCUUAGCUUAUCUACCGAUCGAGCCCGGCAAUGGCGAUGAUGCCAUGCAAUAACACUCGACCCCGCAAGCUGUCGCUGCCAUGCCGCACCCGUACUUUCCAAGCCUUACUAAGCACAGCAGUCUUCCUGGCUGCUUCCACGGCCGUCGUCGUCGGCAAGGAGCCACAACCACCGUCCUCCUCCGGCGGCGGCUGUCACUACCGCUUCGAGCUCACCCACGUAGCUAGAUGCCAACCUCAACCUUACCAGCGACGAGUUGAUGCGUCGUGCCUAUGACAGGAGCCGCCUCCGCGCGGCGAGCUUGGCCGCCGACUCGGACGGCCGACACGAAGGGCACGUUAGCAUUCAUGACGCCUCGUACAUCAUGCAUCACGUUUUACUUGGGCAACCAGCGGCCCAAGGACAACAUCUCCGCCGUCGUGGACACCGGCAGCAACAUAUUUUGGACGACCGAGAAGGAGUGUAGCCGGUCCAAGACAAGGUCCAUGCUGCCUUGCUGCAGCCCCAAGUGCGAGCAGCGCGCCAGCUGCGGGUGCCGACGAAGCGAGCUCAAGGCCGAAGCCGAGAAGGAGACGAAGUGCACGUACGCUAUCAAAUACGGCGGCAACGCGAACGACAGUACUGCAGGCGUCCUGUACGAGGACAAGCUCACCAUUGUCGCCGUGGCAAGCAAGGCGGUGCCUGGCUCCCAAAGCUUUGAGGAAGUCGCCAUCGGCUGCUCCACCUCCGCCACGCUCAAGUUCAAAGACCCCAGCAUCAAGGGGGUCUUCGGGCUUGGCCGUAGCGCCACGUCGUUGCCGAGGCAGCUCAACUUCAGCAAGUUCUCCUACUGCCUCAGCAGCUACCAGAAGCCCGACCUGCCCAGCUAUCUCCUGCUCACAGCCGCCCCGGACAUGGCCACCGGCGCCGUGGGCGGCGCCGCCGCCGUGGCCACCACUGCGCUGCAGCCAAACAGCGACUACAAGACCCGCUACUUUGUCGACCUGCAGGGCAUAUCCAUCGGCGGAACUCGGCUUCCAGCUGUCUCCACGAAAAGCGGCGGGAACAUGUUCGUCGACACAGGCACCUCCUUCACUCGAUUGGAAGGCACUGUUUUCGCUAAACUGGUGACGGAACUAGACAGAAUCAUGAAGGAAAGAAAGUACGUCAAGGAGCAACCGGGCAGAAACAACGGCCAAAUUUGCUACUCGCCGCCGUCGACCGCUGCCGAUGAGAGCAGCAAACUGCCAGACAUGGUACUGCACUUCGCCGACUCCGCUAACAUGGUGCUGCCCUGGGACAGCUAUUUGUGGAAGACGACGUCCAAACUGUGCCUGGCCAUUGAUAAGUCAAACAUAAAGGGCGGGAUCUCGGUCCUGGGCAAUUUCCAGAUGCAGAACACCCACAUGCUCCUCGACACCGGAAAUGAAAAGCUUUCCUUCGUGCGGGCCGACUGCAGCAAGGUGAUCUGAAGUAUGCAGCAUGCAACACACAGCUAAUAAUAAUAAGCGUCGCAUGAAGUAACAACUAUAUAUUUAUCUGCUUAUAUAUGCAGCAUGCAAUAUCCGUAUGUAAUAAGAGAAUGCAUGUGCUUGCCGCUAUAUAUAUACUGCCAUGCAUGUGUGCAUGCAGCAGGUACUGUAAGCUGCUUCGAUCCUGUAUUAUUGUGAGAUUUUCUGCGAAAUAAAAGCAUAUUAUAUGUU